Acomys russatus (golden spiny mouse) is the source of this 1263-nucleotide messenger RNA. RefSeq names its product paraoxonase 1 (gene Pon1). The record is from RefSeq and is a predicted model, not a curated record. Lineage: Eukaryota; Metazoa; Chordata; Mammalia; Rodentia; Muridae. Gene Ontology annotation, molecular function: arylesterase activity; aryldialkylphosphatase activity. Bases 70 to 1137 code for a protein of 355 amino acids. Gene Ontology annotation, cellular component: extracellular region. The transcript has 9 exons.
GCCGGGCCCUCAGGAUCGACCAGCUUCCCUGCACUUGUCUACCCUCAGUCUGUCCAUCUGUCUCAAGCCAUGGUGAAGCUGAUCGGACUCACCCUCGUGGGACUGGUUUUGGCACUUUACAAGAACCACCGGGCAUCCUAUCAAUCAAGAUUAAAUGCCUAUCGUGAAGUAACACCGGUAGAACUCCCUAACUGUAAUUUAGUUAAAGGAGUAGAGACAGGCGCAGAAGACUUAGAGAUCCUGCCUAAUGGACUGGCCUUCCUGAGCACCGGAUUAAAAUAUCCUGGAAUAAAAAGUUUCGACCCCAAUAAGCCUGGGAAAAUACUUCUGAUGGACUUGAACGAGAAGGACCCAGAGGUGUCAGAGUUGGAAAUUACAGGAGAUACACUGGAUAUAUCUUCAUUUAACCCUCAUGGGAUUAGUACAUUCACAGAUAAAGACAAUGCCGUGUACCUGUUGGUGGUAAACCAUCCAGACUCCUUGUCCACUGUGGAGGUGUUUAAAUUUCAAGAAAAGGAACGAUCACUUUUGCAUCAGAAAACCAUCACAUAUGAACUUCUGCCUAGCAUCAACGAUAUUGCUGCUGUCGGGCCUGAGAGCUUUUAUGCCACAAAUGAUCACUAUUUUGCAGACCAAUAUUUACGAUCCUGGGAAAUGUACUUGGGUCUGUCAUGGUCUAAUGUUGUUUACUACAGUCCAGAUAAAGUCCAGGUGGUAGCAGAAGGAUUUGAUUUUGCCAACGGCAUCGGCAUUUCCCCUGAUGGCAAGUAUGUCUAUAUCGCUGAAUUGCUGGCUCACAAGAUCCACGUGUAUGAAAAGCUUGCUAAUUGGACUUUAACUCCAUUGAAGGUCCUCAACUUUGACACCCUUGUGGAUAACAUCUCUGUGGAUCCUGUGACAGGGGACCUCUGGGUUGGUUGUCAUCCAAAUGGGAUGAGGAUCUUCUUCUACGACUCGGAGAAUCCUCCUGGCUCAGAGGUGCUUCGAAUCCAGAACAUUUUAUCGGAAGAACCCAAAGUAACUGUGGUUUAUGCAGAAAACGGCACAGUGUUGCAAGGCAGUACAGUGGCCUCUGUGUACAAAGGAAAGCUACUGAUUGGCACUGUGUUCCACAGAGCUCUUUACUGUGACCUGUGACAAGCUGGGUGCACCCAGGUCAUGGGGAGUGAGCCCGUUAUUUUGUCCUUUGCCAUAUUUUAAGGUAUCUACCACAGAGAUAUCUGCUGACCAAAUGAAUGUUGACAUUAAACUCAGACACAAGAA